Messenger RNA from Didymodactylos carnosus, 267 nucleotides. Lineage: Eukaryota; Metazoa; Rotifera; Eurotatoria; Philodinida; Philodinidae. The record is from the annotation of a GenBank genome assembly.
AUGAUGAGUCGGGCGGACUUCGACUUUUUUUCGACUGACUUAGGCCGUGUCGGAUCAUCAAAAAUUGGCGCGAUUAGGAGCUCUGGGUAUAUGCUUUGUUACAUCAAUAGUACAAUAAAUCCAAUGUUGUAUGCCCUAUGUAAUAGUACUUUUCGUAGAACAUUUUCUAGAAUAUUGCGCUGUGAAUGUCAUCGUCGUCAUACAACCCAACCACAUGUCAUACGUCAACCAUUUCAUUUUCAUGGAAAAAAUGUUAAAUCAAAAUAA